Erinaceus europaeus (western European hedgehog) is the source of this 945-nucleotide messenger RNA. RefSeq names its product olfactory receptor 6C2-like. Gene Ontology annotation, cellular component: membrane. The transcript has a single exon. The record is from RefSeq and is a predicted model, not a curated record. Lineage: Eukaryota; Metazoa; Chordata; Mammalia; Eulipotyphla; Erinaceidae. Gene Ontology annotation, molecular function: G protein-coupled receptor activity; olfactory receptor activity. Gene Ontology annotation, biological process: G protein-coupled receptor signaling pathway. The coding region runs from base 7 to 945 and encodes 312 amino acids.
CCGGAAAUGAGAAACCACACUGCAAUCACCACAUUCAUCCUCCUGGGACUGACAGAUGACCCUCAAUUACAGACUCUUAUUUUCGUAUUUCUAUUUAUCACCUACAUAUUGAGUGUUGUUGGAAACCUGACCAUCAUUAUCCUCACACUAGUGGAUUCUCACCUUAAAACUGCCAUGUACCUUUUCCUUCAAAAUUUUUCCUUCUUAGAAAUCUCAUUCACUUCUGCCUGUAUACCUAGAUUCUUGUAUAGUCUAUCCACAGGUGACAAAACCAUUACCUAUAAUGCUUGCGCAUGCCAAUUGUUUUUCACAGAUAUUUUUGGAAUUACCGAGUUUUUCCUCUUAGCCACCAUGUCCUAUGAUCGCUAUGUAGCCAUCUGCAAACCCCUGCAUUACUUGAUCAUCAUGAACCACAAAAUCUGCAAAAGGCUUAUCUUCUGUUGUUGGAUGAUUACUUUAUUGAUCUUAUGCCCUCCACUUUUCUUGGGGUUGAACCUAGAAUUCUGUGACUCUAAUAUCCUUGAUCAUUUUGUCUGUGAUGCUAAUCCUAUUCUAAAGAUUUCUUGCUCAGAUACAUGGCUCUUAGAGAAGAUGGUCAUUGUCUGUUCUGUGCUGAUCUUCAUUGCGACACUUGUGUGUGUGGUUUUGUCCUACAUGUAUAUUAUCAGAACAAUCCUAAGAUUCCCUUCUGCUCAGCAGAGGACAAAGGCUUUUUCCACCUGUUCUUCUCACAUUGUUGUUGUUUCUAUUACCUAUGGCAGCUGCAUCUUUGUGUAUAUCAAACCUUCAGCAAAAGAUGAUAUGACCAUUAAUAAGGGAGUCUCAAUACUCACUACUUCCAUAUCCCCUAUGUUAAACCCAUUUAUUUAUACUUUGAGGAACAAACAAGUGAAAGAAGCAUUUAAUAACUUUGUCAAAAGAAUUAUAUUGUUCUCAAAGAAUUAG